UUGUUUGUAGGCCAUGCUUCGAGUCUCUGUGUACUCACAACAAUUUUCUGGGAGAUUGCUUAAAGAUAGAAGAAAAAAUUUGUUCAGCAAUGGAAAGUCCAGCAGAUACAGCACAAUCUGACAUAUUCAUUAAAACUGAAUACUUGGACAAAGAACUCGAUAUUAAUGAGGCAGAAUUGUCGAUCAAAGAUGAAUGUGUUGAUAUAAAGUCAGAAGUUGAAGAAAAGAGCGACACGUCUCCGCAGAGCUCCGAUAAUGAACCAUUCGAGAAGGCCCAGAUGUAUAGAUGUAACGAUUGUGAUUACAAAACUAAACACAAGAAUGCUAUCAAACAGCACCAAUUGAAGCAUAGUGAUCCUUCACAGGUUAAAAUGCAUAGGUGUAGGGAUUGCAGUUACGAAACUAAAUACAAGAGCGAUGUGAAAAAGCAUGAAUUGACACGUAAAGGUCCUUCGCAGGUUCAAAUGUACAGGUGUAAUGACUGCAGUUACGAAACUAAAUACAAGGGCGAUGUGAAAAAGCAUGAAUUGACACAUAAAGAUCCUUCACAGGUUCAAAUGUACAGGUGUAACAACUGUGAUUACGAAACUAAAUACAAGAGGAAUAUCAUACAACACCGAUUGAAACAUAAAGAUCCUUCACAGAUUCAAAUGUACAGGUGUAACAACUGUGAUUACGAAACUAAAUGCAAGAAGAGUAUCAAAGAGCACCUACAGAAACAAAGAUCCUUUGCAGGUUCAAAUUUACGGAUGUAAUGGCUGCGAUUAUAAAACUAAAUACAAGAGGAAUAUCAAAUGGCACCAAGUGAAGCAUAAAGAUUCCUCUGGAGGUCUAAAUGUAUAGGUGUAAUGACGCAAUUAUGAACCCAACUAUAGGAGCUCUAUCAUGUGUUGAAGCACAAACAGCCUUCUCAAGUGCAAAUAUACCGGUGUGAUCUCUGUGAUUUGUAAACUAAGCAUAACGCACAAAAAAAGGUUAGCAGCUGUGGAUUACCUUCCAUCAAAGUGCAGAAUAUAGUCAAAUGUAGUGUCAUUUAAGACUAAUAGUUGUGAAUGACACCGAAGGUAAAAUAGUGAACGUAACACCUGCCUUUAAAAACUUCGGUUGAAACACGAAGUUGCGACACCAAAACCUCACCGAUAGAAUGCUGACAAGUGGUUUGUAGAAAUCGCCAUAACCUAGUGAUGAAAAGUCCCUACUUUUCCCGUUUCUUAAAAUGUGACAGUCUGCUGAUUAAUAAACGGUUUACAAUUUCGAUGAGUUAUGUUAUAUGUGCACAUAUACAGGGUACAACUAUAACUGGGGUCAAUUUUCUUUUCUGGUUCAAAUUCUUUUUAGUCAAAUAAAAAGUUGAUUUAUUAGUUUUUUAAAUGCACUUUAAUUGUUUAAUUAAUUGGUUUUCG
This is a messenger RNA of Anoplophora glabripennis (Asian longhorned beetle), 1403 nucleotides long. RefSeq names its product zinc finger protein 33A-like. The record is from RefSeq and is a predicted model, not a curated record. Lineage: Eukaryota; Metazoa; Arthropoda; Insecta; Coleoptera; Cerambycidae. Gene Ontology annotation, biological process: regulation of transcription by RNA polymerase II. The coding region runs from base 90 to 755 and encodes 221 amino acids. Gene Ontology annotation, cellular component: nucleus. The transcript has 3 exons. Gene Ontology annotation, molecular function: RNA polymerase II transcription regulatory region sequence-specific DNA binding; DNA-binding transcription factor activity, RNA polymerase II-specific.